Messenger RNA from Brassicogethes aeneus, 2403 nucleotides. Lineage: Eukaryota; Metazoa; Arthropoda; Insecta; Coleoptera; Nitidulidae. The record is from the annotation of a GenBank genome assembly.
AUGAGCUCAUCCAAAGAAUCGAUAUUAUCUACUCCAGUGUCUGUAUAUGAAAAAGGUUCACCCUCUGGUUCUCUGAAAAAAGAAUCGAGGAAUAUAAAAAAUGAAUUCCCGGUCGAUAUAGAUGCUACAGAUAAAGCGGUCAAAAGAGUUAUAGCACCGUAUCUUCAACGGCAACCGAAAAAACAUGGUAUCCUUAAAACUCAAGAGAAGAAAAGUGCUAUUACACGAUACGAAAUCAAGUAUAAAGCUGAAGAAUUGUUUGGCGACAGAAAAGCUUUUUUAUCUGAUUUCAUAGAUUUGCCAUCCGUAAUGUGGCAGAGUGCAGAUGUACUGAAACUAGUGACAAACUCUACAGGUAUAACACUAUACAUGGUGGAUGAACCAAGGAAUGAAAUAUAUUUAGUACCGAAAGCUAUAUUCAACGAUAGACACAAAGUUAACUGGAAAAUCCAGUUAAAUUCCACUGUAGCAGCUUACGUGGUGUACAAAAAAGAAUACGUGAUGCUGGAGGAUAUUUUGAACGACGACAGGUUCCCGAAUGGUCUAGGAUAUAACGACGGUCUGGUGAAAUCAGUACUGGCAGUUCCCAUAUUGACCCCUGAAGGCGACUGUUUCGGGGUCAUAGAAAUGCACAAGGACAUUUUUUCCGAUAAUUACAACCAUGAAGAUCUAAAAAUAUCCAUAUUGGUGGCAUCUUGGAUGGGAACUGCUAUACACCAAAACAGAGAAAGGGUUGCCCUGCAAAAACAAAAGAAAAUCAACGAGUGCCUUCUGGGUGAUUUUCUGGGCCCGAAUAUUUCCCCACAAAUUAGAUUUUACUGUGUACCGAAAUCAUCACAAACAAAAAAGUUAUCCUCAUUUACAGAUUUGAUAAAAUGCUUCUUCACGAGCGAUCUACCGCUCGCCAAAAUGAUUGGCGAGAUCAUGAAGCUGGCGAAGGUUUCCAUCAAAGCAGAAAAAGGCUGUUUCUUCGUUAUAGAACCCGAAUCUGAAGAAUUACUGGCGGAUAUUUUUGAGGAAGGCAUAGAUGAAGGGAUGUACAAAAAAAAUGUUAAAAUUAAGCUGACACGCGAUAGAGGGAUAGCAGGGCUGGUGGCUAGACAAAAAAUCACGAUCAAGUUGAACGAUAUGUACAGAGAUUCGAAGAAUAAGGAGAUUGAUGAUAAAACAGGUUUUAUAACUAGGUGUAUUAUGUCAACGCCCAUUCUUAGUGGUGGUGAGGUUAUUGGUGUGGUUCAGGUGGUGAACAAAUCUGAACCGUACGAGCAUUUUACAAGAACCGAUGAAGAUUUGUUCAAAGUUUUUUCUGUGUACUCAGCUCUUGCCCUACAUUUCGACAAACUAAGGCAGAGCGUCACCAAAAAUGUGGUUUUAAACAGGUUAUACACAGAUAUAUUGUUGAGGCAUAUAGGGCCAUGCUAUCAUGAUUUAGAGAAUUUGAACAGCAAUUUAGAUGUCCAAAUACCUGAAGAUUUUGACAGUUGGUCCUACCAAAUGAAUGAUUCGGAAUAUAUGCCACAACGAAUAAUAUAUAUGUUCAAAAAGGUGAUCGGUUUGAAUUAUUUACAUUCCACCAAACUGAAUGAAUUUGUGUUGACUGUAAAGAAGGUCCACACCAACAACUAUUACCACAACAUAGAGCAUGCUUUUUUGGUGACACACUGCGUAUACAACAUUCUCAUUAGAAACGAUAUCUUCACCAAAAUUGAGCAGAUGGGGCUCAUGAUAGCUGCCCUUACACACGACAUUCACCAUAGAGGUGUUACCAAUAGAUUUUUACACGCCACCAAUGACAAUUUGUCACAACUCUACAACGAAUAUCCACAACAGAAUAACAACUUCAAAAUAACCAUGACAAUCCUGGAACAUUGCCAGCUAUUCAAGAACGUUACCCCAGACGAACAAACAGACAUUUACAACGAAAUCAAAGCAAACAUUAUAUCUACAGAUUCUUCAGCAUUUUUCAAAUGCAAACAAAACUUGGCCGACAAAAACUUAAAAACUUUCGAUCUUAAAAAUGAAAUCAACAGAGACCUUCUCAAAACUUUGAUAAUGUACUCAUCGGAAAUCUGUUGUGCAGCAAGACCAUUCAUGGUGGCAAAAUAUUGUUUAAACAACCUACUCAAAGAACUGUUCGAACAAAGCGACAAAGAAAUAGAUUUGGGUUUCAGCCCCAUAUCACUAGCCAAUAGGGACAAGGAGUUCUUCAAAGUUCACAACAGCUUAAAAUUCCAAACUGUGAUAGUCAUACCAUGUUACGAGAUGUUACUUCGGUACCUACCGAAUACCAGAGUACUUCUCACUGAAGCCAUUAGAUUAAGAGAAGCAUUCAGAGAGAUAUUGGAAAUGAAGGGUGUGAAACAUUGGAGACCGUUCGAAUCAAUCGUUUCGAAAGGGAAUUAA